UUGUUUGUUUCCAGAUGCUUCGUUGCAUUCAGUGGAUGUAGCGUUAUGGUGUAUUUAUGUGCUAAUGAAACUCAGAUCCUCCCGUUGGUAGAUAUGUUUAAGAGAUUGUGUUGGUAGUUCAAGGAAACCAGAAGUAGCUUGUUUUGGCACUUUUUAAAGAGGUAGUGAAGGGAAGUAUUUGUGCACUGCAGACGAGCAAGCAAACAAACAGCCACACUUAAACAAAGAGCAGACUGGUGUUGGUUGAAGACGUCAAAAAGCUUGUCCUCAAUGUAGGGCUAACUGAUGGCCACACAGUUCAUCAGUUCAUGUUGGGAUUCACGACAGCUGCACUGUUAACUGCAGAUCUGAUCUAGAGACAUAAGUUGCUUUGAGGGGACCGUUCAAAAAUGUGGACGAGUACAUUUGCACGUUUUACCCUGCCAGCUCUGCAGAGGAGCACCUGUGCCACGGCCUGUCGUGCUCUGCAGGCUUGUCGUAGACCAGGACAGGCUGCGGGUCCAGGGGGCUCUUGUCUGAUGUCGGUGAAGCUUCGUGGGCAGCACACACUGGGGUCGGCCUCCAUCCCUCUGUCCCACCAGUCAGUGAGGAACGUCCGGGCUCUGGAUGAGGAGAGGAUGAUGGAGGUGGAGUGGGAGGCUGGAGGCCACAGUCUGUACCCAUUCACCUGGCUGAGAGACAACUGCCAGUGUCCACUGUGUACCCUGGAGUCAGCUCAGGCACGGAAACUGUUGAUGUCUGACCUUGAUGUUAACACGGGAGUCAGCGUCGUGGAGGUCACCAAUGACAAGGUGUCCAUUGUGUGGCCCGACCAGCACACCAGUGUGUUUGAUGCACAGUGGCUGAAGAAACGCUGUUUCUCUCCUGCUGCCAGACAAGCACUGCAAGAACAGCUUUUCCUCAACGAGCGUUAUUACUGGGACUCCAAGCUGCGCAUUCCCACAGCUGACUACCAAGAAGUCCUCCAUGAUGACAAGGCCGCCCUCGCCUGGCUCUUGGCCCUGCGUCGCGUUGGCAUCGUCUACCUGAAGGGGGCUCCAGCAGAACAAGGCCAAGUGGCCAGACUCGCCGAGAGGAUCGGUUAUCUCCGGCUCACAUUCUACGGGCACACAUGGCAGGUUCAGGACAAAUACAUGGCAAACAAUGUAGCUUACACAUCAGGAAGGCUGAGCGCCCAUACAGACUAUCCUGCAUUACACUUUGCACCUGGAGUGCAGUUUCUGCACUGCAUCAACCAGGCUGUGGAGGGAGGGGAGAGCGAGGUGGUGGACGGCUUCCACAUGGCCGAGCAGCUGCAGAGCGAGGACCCCGAGGCCUUCGAGACCCUCGCCUCGCUCCGCGUCGACUUCACCGACACGGGAAGGGACUACUGCGACUUCAUGCUGCAGUCCAAGAAGUGCAUCAUCGACGUUGACGCCGAAGGCCGAGUCGCGAGGAUAAACUACAACAACGCCACCAGAGAUUCGGUGCUGGACCUCCCCUUACAUCAGGUCCAGCCCUUCUACAGAGCACUGAGGGCCUACGUGGAUAUCAUGAACCGACCAGAGAACGUGGUCACCUACAGAAUGGAGCCAGGCGACAUGGUGACCUUUGAUAACUGGCGUCUGCUGCACGGGCGGAGGAGCUACGUUAGCAGGCCAGAUAAGGUGCGACACCUGGAGGGCGCCUACCUGGACUGGGAUGAAGUCAUGUCUCGCCUCAGGAUACUCCGCAAGUCGGUCCACGAGGAAGAACGAGCUUCGUAAAGAGCCAAAUUUAAACAGGUAACGAUGAUGGACUUCAUGUUCCUCACCGAGAUGGCAGAGGGCCAAGUGCAAAGAUGCUGAAAUAUCUCAACAAUAAGUCAGGAGCUAAAUCUCCGUCUCUGAAUCGGUCCAGCGUUGACUGAAACAAUUUGAUUAGAAUAAAAUCUGCAGUUUCGUGAAGAGCAGUUGAAACAUGAGGCGCAGAGCAACAUUUCAAUGCAAAGAUUCCGAAAAACCUCUUGCUUUCAGAUUGAAAAGGUGCCUUUGGAUCAGUCACUGUGAUUCAACAGCUUUUUGGAUGCUUAGAUUUUAAAGGCUUUAUACAUUGUGUUGCAGCACUGCACAUUACGACCGAUACUGUGUGAUGUCUUUUGGUGUAAGUUGAUCAUUCGUUCUUUAUUGUUCUUCUUUGUUCGACGACAGUAAGUCACGAGUCUUAAAUUUCUAUUUAUUGUUCACCGUGUGUGGAGAGUCAUGAAUGAGGGAGAGAUUUCAGACUUCAGAGUAUCUUUCUACCUCCAUGUUUGAAUCCUGUGCCUGCACAAAGAAACUUAUAUCUUUGACUUUCCCUUUAGUUGCACAAAAUUGCCUCGAGCCACAGUACAUUCGUCGCACUAGAAGUCACAGUAUAAACUGGAAUUUGUACCUUGAGCUGACAAUUUCCAAGAUGUGUUCUAACCGUUGCUGUCCACUGAAACUCGUGUAUUUCCAAAUUUUGUGCUUUUAAAUUGUUUUUUUAUAAAAACUGAAGGAUUAAGUGCUUCAUUUAGAAAAUCCAUCUGCUCCUUAAGAUAAGGAAACCAUGUAAAAACAUGUUGAAUUAGCUGAAGGAUCGUCACAAGGCUGAACACUGGCCUUAUACUUUGGAGACGUAUGGUUUUUGGAGGAAGAGACAACAUGAUUUUUGUUAAUGUUAAAACAACUGAAAAAAAAAUCCCCUUGUAAAAACUUAACAGCAACUUUAUAGAAACAAUGUCCCGUUUAUCUGGAUAAUUCAGGUUUUUUGUUUAACCAAAGAAAUAAUUACUGUGAAAAUUAUUGAAAGGUUUCACGAGCAUGAAACAUCCGUAUCUAUCUGCAUGGAUACCAGGGUCGUCUGAUAAAACAUAUUUUUGUAAUAAAGGUAGACUGAUGCUUCAAAUACCCGUCGACUGUUUCUGUGAUGUUAUUAAACAGCACAAUGUGCACAGGUUUAAAUGGG
Molecule: messenger RNA, 2946 nt
Organism: Scatophagus argus
Lineage: Eukaryota; Metazoa; Chordata; Actinopteri; Scatophagidae
Gene: bbox1
Product: butyrobetaine (gamma), 2-oxoglutarate dioxygenase (gamma-butyrobetaine hydroxylase) 1
Exons: 8
Coding region: 390-1745 (451 amino acids)
Biological process (GO): carnitine biosynthetic process
Cellular component (GO): mitochondrion
Molecular function (GO): gamma-butyrobetaine dioxygenase activity; iron ion binding
Source: RefSeq, a predicted model, not a curated record